CGAAUUGAUGUAUAAAGAAGGAAGUUCUGUGUGACAAUGCUGUCUCACUGUGACAAGAAGGCAGAAGAGGAAGACACGUCUUCAGACAUCUUCAGUGAGCAGAUUAAGAUCUGAAGAGUCAAGAGUGGUGUGAGUUCCAAAUCAAGCAGAGGUGGGACGUUAAAGUUCCAGGUGGCCUUCAGCGUCGCGUGGGAAUCGUAGCAGCUGCCAAAACACCUCCCUGCCCUUGAGCAAGGGGGCGUUAAGCCAACCCCGGAGGUUCCAUAAAGGGGCGAGCAGGGGGUCCCAGAAGGGACUCUUGAGGUCUGUCACAAUGAGGGUCUUGCUCGUGUUGGCCGCGUUGCUCGUCGCCGCGCUAGGCAAGGAGAUGUUUGAGGGACACCAGGUUCUUCGCAUGGUGGCGAAAGAUGAACAGCUCUCUCUUCUGAAGCAAAUGGAGGACAUGGAGGAGUAUGGGCUGGACUUCUGGAAGGAGGCGAGUGACGUGCACGCUCACGUGGACGUCAGAGUUCCCCUCGCGAGUCUCGAGGCCGUCAAACUUUUCCUGGACAGCAACGACAUCGAAUACUUCGUCAUGAUUGAAGACCUGCAGAUGAUCCUGGACGAGGAGCAGGAGGAGAUGGACGCCUUCGCUCGUGAAGCCGAGCCCAGAAACACCGAUAGCUUUGACUUCUCUAGAUACCACAGCAUCAGCGAGAUAUACAGGUUCCAGGACAUGCUGGUGGCCGAGAAUCCCAAACUAGUCAGCAAGCUGGUGAUUGGUCAAAGCUAUGAGCGGCGUCCGCUCAACGUGCUUAAGUUCAGCACGGGUGGAAGCAACCGUCCCGCCAUCUGGAUGGACACGGGAAUCCACUCCCGUGAAUGGGUCACUCAGGCUAGCGGCACCUGGUUUGCCAAGAAGAUCGUCAACGACUAUGGCCGCGAUCCCGCCCUCACUGCCAUCCUCAAAAAGAUGGACAUCUUCCUGGAGAUCGUCACCAACCCAGACGGCUACUACUACACGCACACUAAUAACCGCAUGUGGCGUAAGACCAGGAAGCCCAACCCUGGUUCCUCCUGUGUGGGAGUGGAUCCCAACAGGAACUGGGAUGCUGGUUUUGGAGGCCCCGGUGCUAGCGGCAAUCCUUGCUCAGACACAUACCGUGGGCCGCGGGCGCACUCCGAGUCGGAGAUCAGCUCCAUCGUGAACUUUGUCAAGUCUCACGGGAACAUCAAGUCCUUCGUGUCCAUCCACUCAUACUCGCAGUUGCUGCUAUACCCAUACGGAUACACCAGGACGCCUGUCAGGGACCAGGCUGAGCUGCACAAUUUGGCCAAGAAGGCCAUCACAGACAUGGCUUCUCUCUAUCGCACUCGGUACCGAUACGGAAGCAUCAUCAACACCAUCUACCAGGCCAGCGGUGGAACUAUCGACUGGACGUACAAUCAGGGCAUCAAGUACUCGUUCACCUUCGAGCUGCGCGACACAGGACGCUAUGGCUUCGUGCUGCCCGCCAACCAGAUCGUUCCCACCGCCAGGGAAACAUGGUUGGGCCUCAUGGCCAUCAUGGACCACACCUCCAAGAACCUCUACUGAGGCACAUGCCGCCCUCUACAGGAGGAGGGAGGUCUGUAAAGCCAAUAAAGCAAGUCAGAAAAAGCA
Phycodurus eques (leafy seadragon) is the source of this 1642-nucleotide messenger RNA. It is a transcript of the gene cpa5, whose product is annotated as carboxypeptidase A5. The coding region runs from base 314 to 1576 and encodes 420 amino acids. Gene Ontology annotation, biological process: proteolysis. Lineage: Eukaryota; Metazoa; Chordata; Actinopteri; Syngnathiformes; Syngnathidae. The transcript has 12 exons. Gene Ontology annotation, molecular function: metallocarboxypeptidase activity; zinc ion binding. The record is from RefSeq and is a predicted model, not a curated record.